AUGAGAUUCAAGCUCGAGUACCAACUUCUCGCUAGGUCAGCGAAAGACUUCAGAUUGUUAACUAUGGGAUCGGCGUUGAAAAGACAGCGUCCUAAUGAGAGCCUCGAACUGACAAAUCUAGUGAAAAAAGUACGUACGAGAUCUAUACUUGAGACUCAAGAUGAUUUUGAAGAAUGUGUGCUUGUGUGGUUGGAUGCAUCGCUGACAUACAACGAUGACUGGACGGAAGAAUUCAAUCAUGCACGAGAAAUCAUUCAGAAUUUGAAAAUAUUCGAUAAGCUCAACGAUUGCGUUAAUUUUAUGAAAAUGAUUGUCAAUGAUAAAAUCUUUCUGAUCGUUUCACACCAAUUCGCUCAAUCGAUUUGUGUAAUUAAAUCUGAACUUCGCUUCCUUGCAUCGAUCUAUGUCUACUGCGGCGAUAGUCUUCCAUUACCACAACUCACUCAAUUCGAGACUUGGGCAAAAGAAAACGAACCGAUAAUCGCUGGUGUUUACACAAACCUCACUGAUUGCUUUGCACAGUUAACCAAAGAUGUUCACGAUAUUUGCGAUCAUGAUUCUAUUCCUAUGACAUUUCUGAGUCCACAAUUGAAAUCCAUGACUCUGAAACAAGCAAGUCCAUUUCUGAUAUUCCAACUAUUCCUUCGGAAUAUUCUGUUCAAUCUACCGAAACCAACGACAAAUCAGGACAAACAACGCGUUUUUCGUUCGUGCCUGUUUUAUUACGCGGAGAAUGAAAAACGUACGGAAGAAAUCACGCAUUUCGAACAACAUUAUGAAUCCGCUGCAGCGAUCGAUUGGUACUUACGAGCGAAAUUUCUUUCGCGUCUAUUGCAUAAAGCGAGUCAAACGAUGAAUUUUGCUCUUUUAUUCAAUUAUAAUUUUGUUUUACAAGACCUUCAGCAGAUAAUGAACGAAAAAGCCAUCAUAUCAUCAACGGAAAUCUUCUACCGAGCGCAAAAUUUGAACGCCGAUGAUUUAUAUCGUUUACGAACGAAUCUAAAAGGCAUCAUCUCCAUAAACAGUUAUCUUGAUCUCUGCAAAACCUCUACGCAAGCCAUCAAUGAAGUUUCGUUAACAUCGAACACUCUCGAAACUGCUCUGUAUCAUUUCUCCUUGAAUCACUCGUACAUACCAAUAUCAGAUGAAAAAGUUCUCCUGACAAUUGGCAGUGCAUUUCGGAUCGAGCACAUUGGAAUGGAAAUGGACGGUAUCUGGCAUGUACAUUUAAAUCUGCUGACAAAAGAGGAAGUUAACAGUCAAAUGGAAGUGUUUUUGAAAGAUAUUGACCAACUUUCACAUGAAAUGUUAACGAUUGGUUUGAUUUGGGAUAAACUUAAACAGUCAACUAAAGCUGAUCGGUUCUAUCGGCUGUUAAUCGAUCACUUAUCGAAAGAUAACAUCGAAACUGCAAGUAUUUGUAAUUAUGCCGGAGUUAUGACACGUGUGAAAUGUCAAUAUACAUCCGCUUUAAUGUAUCAUCAGCAAGCGUUGCAGAUUUAUAAGAAACAGAAUGACAAUGGUUCAUCGUUCGCUGAAGAGAUUGACCGAACAUAUGUACAAUUGGCACUUGUCUACCAAGAAUCAGGCGAUAUGUCUCGUGCAAUUCAAUACUUUCAAUUAGCUAGUAAAUUAGGUGAAGAAAUCUUUAAUUAUCUUGGAGAAAUCUACCGCAAUUUAGAAGAAUUCAACAUGGCCCAAAACUAUUACCAAAAAACGAACUUUUACAACAAUAUCAGUCUAUGUUACAUUUACCAACGCAUGUUCCCACAAGCACUCAUCGAAAUGAAGAAGGAAUCACCGGCGAUAUCCUACAUAAACUUAGGUUUCUACCAUCAACUACGCAAAGAAUAUAGUACAGCACUGAUUUUCUUCGAAAAAGCUUUGGAAGCUGUUAAAGAUCAACAUCCAUUAGAUACGGCAAUGAUACAUUCAUACCUGGGUUUACUACAUUGUGAUCGCCGGCAGUGGUUGUUAUCAUUGAGACAUUACGAACAAGCACUUGAUCUUUAUAAACGUCAUUUAAUUACUAAUCACCCGACGAUCGCGUUGAUACAUGAUGGUCUCGGAACGUUGUAUCUAACAAAAGGCGAAUUUCGCGCGGCACAACGUGAAUUCGAACGAUGUUUAGAAUUGCAAUUGCGUGUUCUGCCGGAAAAUCAUCCGGAUAUCGCGGGAACUUACAAUAAUCUAGGUGGAGUCUUCAACGAAAUGGGCCAGUAUGACGAAGCAUUGCUGUAUCACUACGAAGCAUUGGCGAUAGCCUCGGCAAUCCUGCCCGCAGAACAUUCGGAUACGAAAUUAUACAAACAUAAUGUCACUGAGACAAAACGAAAACUUUCUUGA
Messenger RNA from Adineta ricciae, 2346 nucleotides. The record is from the annotation of a GenBank genome assembly. Lineage: Eukaryota; Metazoa; Rotifera; Eurotatoria; Adinetida; Adinetidae.